AGGAAAAGAGGCACACACAAAUAUCGUCCUCUCACCCAGAUACAUUUAUACGUCCAGACAACAGAGCAGCUAGCAACAUGCAGUAUGGCUUCCACUAUGACUGGUGCCUUCCCAGAGGUGCUUUCCAGUGGGAUUACUAAGAGAAAAGGGAACAGACGCUUGCCUCUGGGAUUGUGACUGGGAACAGAGCUCAAGAGGAAAACGUGACUAUGAUGUUUGCCUAUGGUAUGGAUAUUAGCAAAGGUUCUUUUGUUAUCCCAACAGUACUGCUACCACUCCAGAACGACAGCCUCUCUGAAACCUCUAUGUCUCUGGCAAGCCAUGAGAUGACAGAUUUAUCCAAGGAACACAGAGCAGAGAGGAACAGUACUGUCUUGCAGUAUGAACUGAGACCAGGGGAAAUAGUAGUAGCCAGCAUGGUUUUUGGAGCAUUAUGGCUGUUCUCUGUCUUUGGAAAUUCCCUCGUUUGCUUAGUGAUCCACCGGAGUAGGAGGACUCAGUCUACCACCAACUACUUUGUGGUCUCCAUGGCUUGUGCCGAUCUCCUCAUUAGCCUGACGAGUGCUCCGUUUGUGCUGCUCCAGUUUACGUCUGGCAGGUGGACACUGGGAAGCGUUAUGUGCAAGCUAGUGAGAUAUUUUCAGUAUCUCACCCCUGGUGUCCAGAUCUAUGUGCUGCUGUCUAUCUGCGUAGAUAGGUUCUACACAAUUGUCUACCCUUUGAGUUUCAAAGUGUCCAGAGAAAAAGCCAAGAAAAUGAUUGCAGCAUCUUGGAUCUUUGAUGCUGCUUUUGUGUCCCCAGCUUUCUUUUUCUAUGGCUCCAGUUGGGACAACCAUUGCAACUUUUUUCUCCCCUAUUCUUGGGAUGGAGCUGUCUACAGCAUCAUCCAUCUUUUGGUGAGUUUUUUGAUUCCAUCCAUUUUCAUCAUCCUAUUUUACCAAAAGGUCAUCAAGUACAUUUGGAGGAUAGGAACCGAUGGCAGAACAGUCAGGCGGACCAUGAAUAUAGUCCCAAGGACAAAAGUGAAAACCAUCAAGAUGUUCCUGAUGUUAAAUUUAGUAUUUCUGCUAUCAUGGCUCCCUUUUUACGUGGUGCAGCUGUGGCACCCACAGGAGACAGACUACAGAAAGAGUUCUUUGGUUUUCAUGGCCAUCACUUGGAUAUCCUUUAGUUCGUCAGCUUCUAAGCCCACCCUGUACUCAGUGUAUAAUGCAAACUUCAGGAAAGGGAUGAAAGAAACAUUUUGCAUGUCCUCCAUGAAAUGUUACCGAAGCAAUGCAUACACCAUCACCACCAGUUCAAGGAUAGCCAAAAAAAAUUAUGUUGGAAUCUCAGAAAUCCCCGCACCAACCAAACCUGUAACCAAAGACUCAAUCUAUGAUUCAUUUGACAGAGAAGCAAAGGAAAAAAAGCUUGCUUGGCCUAUUAAUUCAAACCCACCAAAUACAUUUGUCUAAUUGAGUUGAAUAAUUAUUUUGCACCACUAGAUCAAAGAGCUUGAUCUCUUUUUUGAACAGACAUAUAUUUAAAUAUUUUUGCAUACAAUUUAAAGGGAGACAAAAUAUGCUUUAUUUUAUUAAAUGCAUUGAUUUUCUUGUAUACGGUAUUUUUUUUAAUUUUAGUUACAUUCUGCUUUUUGGAACAAUUAUCCUACAACCAUGAACAGUCUUUUCAAAAAUCUCAUACUAUCUACAUGUAAAUAAAAUAAAAACUGCUUUUUACUACUGCAUGUUGACCACUCUGUAUAAACGUGUA
Malaclemys terrapin pileata is the source of this 1755-nucleotide messenger RNA. RefSeq names its product G protein-coupled receptor 19 (gene GPR19). Gene Ontology annotation, molecular function: G protein-coupled receptor activity. Bases 210 to 1457 code for a protein of 415 amino acids. Gene Ontology annotation, cellular component: plasma membrane. The transcript is spliced from 2 exons. The record is from RefSeq and is a predicted model, not a curated record. Gene Ontology annotation, biological process: G protein-coupled receptor signaling pathway. Lineage: Eukaryota; Metazoa; Chordata; Testudines; Emydidae.